Molecule: messenger RNA, 1821 nt
Organism: Cyanidioschyzon merolae strain 10D
Lineage: Eukaryota; Rhodophyta; Bangiophyceae; Cyanidiales; Cyanidiaceae
Product: protein phosphatase 2 regulatory subunit A
Exons: 1
Coding region: 1-1821 (606 amino acids)
Biological process (GO): protein dephosphorylation
Cellular component (GO): cytoplasm; protein phosphatase type 2A complex
Molecular function (GO): protein binding; protein phosphatase regulator activity
Source: RefSeq, a predicted model, not a curated record
AUGGAAGUAGCCGCAGACACCCUGAACAUUUCGACACGCUCCGCUGAUGCAACAGCCGAUGCGACGCCAGUUGCAGCGCUUAUAGACGAACUUCGUCACGACGAUGUAUCGCUACGCAUACACGCGAUACAGGAGCUUCCACGGAUAGCGAAAGCCAUCGGGGAAGAACGAACACGUACGGAGCUACUGCCUUUCGUGCUGGAGACCAUAGAUGAUGAAGAUGAGGUCCUGCUCGCGCUUGCGGGCCAGUUGGACGAGCGCUUUCUCCCAUACGUCGGGGGAAAAGACUAUCUAUCUGCGAUGCUCGAACCGCUGGAACAACUCGCUCAGGUUGAGGAGACCGUUGUUCGGGAGCGUGCUGUCGAAUCGAUUCUCUCGCUCGCUCGCUGCUGUGAACCGGGCGAGCACUGGUUUCUGGACGCUUUCUACCCAUUGCUGAAGCGGCUCGCCGAAGGUGACUGGUUUACUUCGCGUAUUUCGGCAACAGCGCUUUUUGCGACCACAUACGCUGGACUUGUGGCGUCUGAGACAGAUGCGCGGGCGGAGCUGCGGUCGCUGUUUCUCUCUCUGGCGAAGGACGACACGCCGAUGGUGCGGCGGGCAGCAGCGUCGCAUCUUGCUGAGUUUGCGGCAGCGCUCGAGCCAGUUCACGUGUCGGGUUUCCUGCUCAAAUUAUUCGCAGAGCUCGCGGAAGAUGACCAGGAUUCUGUGCGACUGCUGGUUGUAGAGAACGCGGAAAAAAUCGUGAGCCUCUUGCCUGAGACAGAUCGACCGACGCUGUUCGCACUAGUUCUCCGCUUGGCGGCAGACAAGUCGUGGCGAGUUCGAUACUUAGUCGCAGAUCGACUGAGUACAAUCAAACCCGAUGGUAUGGUGGGUAUCUUUUGCCGCUUGCUUCGUGACGGGGAAGCAGAGGUACGCACUGCGGCAGCGCUGAAGCUCGCCGAUGUUGUCCGAGCUGCCAGCUCUGAGGCCACCGUACAGGAGCUCGUUCCCGUUAUGAAGGAGCUUGUCCACGAUGCCAAUCAGCACGUCCGAACUGCAGUCGCUGGCUCGAUCCUGGCACUGGCGCCCAUCAUGGGCCGUUCUCAUACGCUGCAGGUAUUGUUUCCACUUGUUUUGAUUCUGCUCAAAGACGAUUGCCCCGACGUACGACUGGGCGUGAUCUCGAACCUCGACCAGCUCAGCGCAGUAGUGGGCAUCGAGCGUCUCGUGAGCGACCUGCUUCCUGCUAUUGUUGAGCUCGCCGAGGAUCGCAACUGGCGUGUCCGUCUAGCCAUCAUUCAGCAUAUGGCAUCGUUGGCCAAGCAGCUUGGGCGGCAGUACUUCGACCUCGAUCGCAAGCUGGGCCUGCUCUGCGUAGCGUGGCUCACCGAUGCGGUAUACGCUGUUCGAGAGGCAGCGAUCAAAAACCUGGCAGAGCUGGUGCGUUUAUUCGGGGCUAGCUGGGCAAUCGAACAGGCGAUACCCUGUGUCCAGCGUAUUUUUGAGACCAGCACCUCCUACCUGUACCGGAUUACAGCGUUGCAGGCGAUGGGAGAGCUCGCAACUGUUCUGGAUCCGGGAACCAAUGAAAAGUACCUGUUGCCCCUGCUGGUCCAAAAGGCGAGCAGCGACCCGGUUCCGAACGUGCGUCUUGUUACCGCGAAAACACUUAUGCGACUGGCUCCAUACAUUUCGAAGCAAGCUCGUAUGACGCAGUUGCGGCCAGCACUAGAGGCGCAUUCCUCAGCGAGCGACGCCGAAACCGACGUCGACGUCGCCUACCAAGCCGACAAGGCACUAGUCCAUCUCUCCGCCAUGGAUCAGGAAACACCGUAA